Messenger RNA from Emiliania huxleyi CCMP1516, 3324 nucleotides. RefSeq lists its product as hypothetical. The record is from RefSeq and is a predicted model, not a curated record. Gene Ontology annotation, biological process: signal transduction. Lineage: Eukaryota; Haptophyta; Isochrysidales; Noelaerhabdaceae. The transcript is spliced from 5 exons. The coding region runs from base 1 to 3324 and encodes 1107 amino acids.
AUGCUCAAACUCGAGUUCGUGCCGGCCGCCGGUGACAAGCUCGUGCUCAAGCUCUCUCCUCCGCCGCCGCUUGCUGACAAGCAGGCGUCUCUGGCUGCGGACAACACGGCCGUCGUCGACUCUGACGGAGGUAACGCCGUCGGCAUCCCCUCCGAGCCCGUCUCGCUCAAGGAUGGCAUCGACACCGGCACCGGCGGCACCUGCACCGCCAACACCGGCACUGGCAACGUCCCGUCCGAGGGCGAGCCCGCCGGCUCGCUCGCCGGCGUCCACUUUGCGGGCGUUUCGCUCGACGCCGUGCCCGAGGCGUUCACCGUCGACGAUCCGGCCGGCGCCAAGGCCGUCGGCAUCCCGCCCGAGAGCGAGCCCAGCCCGCUCAAGGACGGCAUUGACGCGAGCAGCGGCAACGUCGCGGGCGGGUCUUCGCCGAUGAAGUCCUUCGCGAAGGUCGGAAUCGUGCCGGCUGACGACGGCCGCAUCACGAUCGUCAUCUCCGAGUCGGUGUCGCCUUCGCUCCUCGGAGCGAAGGCGUGCGGCGUCAAGGACAUCACCGUGGCAAAGUCUGGCACGGAGGACGUCCUCAAGAAGGACCCGGCCGCGGAAAAGGCGCCCGACGCGGGCGCGGUCGACUCGGACAAGGCCAAGGCCAUGUUCGCCACCCACCCGCCCGCCGUUUUCUGGUCCAAGUUUACGCGCCCGACCGGCCCACCGACGGCCCCCACCGGCGCCGUCAAGGGCGCCCUCAAGAAGGACAUCCCUGCGGCAACGUCUGGCGCGGAGGCCUGCGUUGACGAGACCGGCGCCAUCAAGAACCCGGCGCUCAAGCCGGCCACCGAGGUCGCCACGGCCCUCAAGCCGGCGGAGGCCGGCGGCGCGCCGCUGCCGUCGAUCAAGGAAUUUCCGGAGGAGAAGAAGCCCGCCGCCACGGCGGCGAGCGCCUGGUAUUGCGGGGACACGCGAGUCCUACAGGCGGGCACUGGGCUCGUCUUGUACCGCGCCAUCGCCCGCGCCGAGGCGUGGGGCCGCCUCAGAGCACGUCUUGACAUCUGCGAGUCGCAGGUCGGCUUCCAGCCCAAGUUCAAGAUCCUGGUCAGCUUCUACCAGAUCGCCGCGACGCUCGGCCCCGUCUACGGCGUCCGCCUCCACGAGGACUUCACGCGCUGGACCGACUUCAUGGACGCGAUCAGCCUCGACCUGCUUGGCCUCACCUAUCCCGAUGCCUGCAUCGGCUCGAUGGGAGACCGGCUCCUGCUCGCAGGCUUGUGGCCGAUCUUCUCCAUCAUGCUCGGAGGCGCCGCCCUCGCCUGCUGCGCCCUCGCGGAGUGGCUUCUGUCUGGUCGCGCCGACGCCCUCCAGCGCGACCUUGUGCGCGCUACGCUGCGUCGCCUCCUCUACUGGGCCAUCCUCGUUGCCUACCUCGUGCUGCCCUCGGUCUCCCGCUCCAUCUUCAAGGCGCGGCAGUGCGAGUCGUUUAAUGUCGACGACUUGACCGGGGACAGGCGCUCCUACCUCGUGGCCGACCUCGACGUGCUCUGCAGCGCCGACGACGACGAGUACAGCGGCCUCGACGCGUACUUCUGGGCCUUCUUUGUCCUCUGGCCGGUGCUCGUGCCGCUAGCCUUCCUGGCGCUCCUGCUUUCGAUCCGCUCCGAGGUGCAGGCGCAGCGAGUCAGGGCCACGGCCCGAGCCAGCCGCUUCCUCUGGCGCGACUACGACCCGCGCUUUCUCUUCUGGGAGGUCGUCGAUCUGGGCCGCAAACUCUUCCUUGCUUCACUGGUGCUCUUCAUUCAGACAGACGACGGCUCGAGCAAGCUGCUCCGCCUCCUCGUCGCCUCUGUCGUCUCGGCCCUCUACCUCGCCGCCCUCGCCCUCGCCCGGCCCUUCAAGCGCGACGACGACCUCUACCUCGCGUGCACCGCCAAUCUGUUGCUCGCCUGCUGCUUCACCUCCGGCAUGGUGAUUCAGCUGUGCGAGAGCGCCGCCUACGAGGACAUGUGCAAGGCCCUCGUCGGCUUCGAGAGUGCGCGCGGAGCGAGUGAGUUUGUGAUCGCGCUCACCGCCGCAAUGCUGGCCGCGUCGCUGCUCGUCGUCCUCUUCAAGACAGUCAGCGCCGUCCGCAUGCCCACCAUCCGCCUCUCCUCCUCCGGCCGCCCCCCAGUCCUCGAGCUGUCCCCCGAGUGCCACUUCCACGGCUUCAUCUCGCACUGCUGGGGGACCGGCCAGGACCAGACGCACACCGUCGUGAGGCAGCUCCAGCUUCUUCUCCCCGGCGUCCGGAUCUGGCUCGACGUCGACAACCUCGAGGACGUGGGCAGGCUCGAGGAGUCGGUCAGAGACGCGACGACCUUUCUCGUCUUCCUCAGCGCGGGAUACUUCAAGAGCUUCAACUGUCGCCGCGAGCUGUACGCUGCGCUAGGCUCGAACCGGCCCUUCAUCCCGAUCCAGGAGGCUGACGUCGACAAGGGCGGCGCCUCGAUCGAGGCGCUGAAGGCAGAGUGCCGCGAGCACUGCGUCGAGGUCGCCCCGCCUGGCCACCCCUCCUACAGCGGGCCGGACGAGAUGCUCGCGCGCGUGUUUGAGGCGACGACGCCGAUUGUGUGGGUGCGGGUGAACGCCUUUCAGCUCGAGUCGCUCAAGGCGGUCGCGCUUCGCAUGCUGUUGCACUCUCCUUACUAUGCGAGCCGCCCGGCCGAGCUUGCUGGAGGAGUGAUGGUCCCUCGCCAGGCGGGCCCCGUUGCCUUCAGCGGCCCCGUCACCAUCCUCGUGUGCCGCGACAACGAGGACGCCGUCGGCAUUGCAAGGGAGCUCAAUACGGCGGCGAGGGAGGGGCGCGGCUCUACCGCCAGCGCCGAGACGGUAACGAUCCGCGAUGCGGAGGAGGCGCUCGAGGGAGUCAACGCGGCCCCGCUCUCCGGGCACGUAGUGUGCCUGCUCUACCUGAACGAUAAGACCUUCCUGGACGCCGGCGGCGCCGUCGCGCGCCUCGUGCAAGCGGCGAUGGACCGACGCAUCGCGAUCGCCAUGGUCCACGAGCAGGACCCUACCUGCGGCGGCGUUCCGUUCCGCAACUUUUUCCAGCAGACGCCGCAGGUGCUGCUGCAGCCGCCGUACAAGCUCUUCGACACGGUGGCGGUGCCGCUCUACCCGGCUCCGGCGCACCGCACCGUGAGCCGCCGCCUCGCGCUGUGCAGCAUGGGAGCGGUGCCGUGCGACGCGGGGCCGCUCCAGCGGCGGUGGCAGCUCCUCCGCCGCCGCAUAGCGGUGGCACGCCUCGUGCGGCGGCGCCCCGCCGAGUCGCGCCAGCAGCCUGUAGUGCAGCCGUAG